Molecule: messenger RNA, 2083 nt
Organism: Cavia porcellus (domestic guinea pig)
Lineage: Eukaryota; Metazoa; Chordata; Mammalia; Rodentia; Caviidae
Exons: 2
Coding region: 333-1667 (444 amino acids)
Source: RefSeq, a predicted model, not a curated record
GGUGCUGCAGGCUGGGCAGGGGAGGCUUGGGUGUUCUGGGCCGUGGGGAGACACGGGCACGGGGCUCAGGGGUGGGGACACACGGCAGGCUCUACAGCAGCGCUGGAGGCUGAGGCGGGACAGUCCCCACGCGAGCAGAGCCGCCUGCCGCUCUCUUUCCCAGCUCUAUCUCAUGCCUUUCCACGGGAUGGCGAGAUGGUCCCCAUGGCUGUCCUGUCCCUCAUUGUCCCACCUAGUCCCCGUCGUCAAUUUUGUUCCACUGGAACAAAGCCCAUGAAACGGCGAAGAGGACCACAGGUUUCUUAGGCUUAGGGGUACAGAGGGUGCACUCCAUGGCCGGGUGCUCCAGGGCAGGAGCAUCAUGGUGGACGGUGUGGGGAGGAGAGACGCUCCCAUCAUGGUGGCCGGGAAGCAGGGAGAGAAGGGAGGAGCCGGGGACCAGAGCACAGCUUAAAGAGGGAGCUCAGUGUGCUCAGGGGUGCAGAGGGUGCAGUCCAUGGCCGGCUGCUCCAAGGCGGGAGCAUCAUGGUGGACGGUGUGGGGAGGAGAGACGCUCCCAUCAUGGUGGCCGGGAAGCAGGGAGAGAAGGGAGGAGCCGGGGACCAGAACACAGCUUAAAGAGGGAGCUCAGUGUGGCUCAGGGGUGCAGAGGGUGCACUCCAUGGCUGGCUGCUCCAAGGCAGGAGCAUCGUGGUGGACAGGUGUGGGGAGGAGAGACGCUCCCAUCAUGGUGGCCGGGAAGCAGGGAGAGAAGGGAGGAGCCGGGGACCAGAGCACAGCUUAAAGAGGGAGCUCAGUGUGCUCAGGGGUGCAGAGGGUGCAGUCCAUGGCCGGCUGCUCCAAGGCGGGAGCAUCAUGGUGGACGGUGUGGGGAGGAGAGACGCUCCCAUCAUGGUGGCCGGGAAGCAGGGAGAGAAGGGAGGAGCCGGGGACCAGAGCACAGCUUAAAGAGGGAGCUCAGUGUGGCUCAGGGGUGCAGAGGGUGCAGUCCAUGGCCGGCUGCUCCAAGGCGGGAGCAUCAUGGUGGACGGUGUGGGGAGGAGAGACGCUCCCAUCAUGGUGGCCGGGAAGCAGGGAGAGAAGGGAGGAGCCGGGGACCAGAACACAGCUUAAAGAGGGAGCUCAGUGUGGCUCAGGGGUGCAGAGGGUGCACUCCAUGGCUGGCUGCUCCAAGGCAGGAGCAUCGUGGUGGACAGGUGUGGGGAGGAGAGACGCUCCCAUCAUGGUGGCCGGGAAGCAGGGAGAGAAGGGAGGAGCCGGGGACCAGAACACAGCUUAAAGAGGGAGCUCAGUGUGGCUCAGGGGUGCAGAGGGUGCAGUCCAUGGCCGGCUGCUCCAAGGCAGGAGCAUCGUGGUGGACAGGUGUGGGGGAGGAAAGAUGCUCCCAUCAUGGUGGCCGGGAAGCAGGGAGAGAAGGGAGGAGACGGGGACCAGAACACAGCUUAAAGAGGGGAGCUCAGUGUGGCUCAGGGGUGCAGAGGGUGCAGUCCAUGGCCGGCUGCUCCAAGGCGGGAGCAUCAUGGUGGACGGUGUGGGGAGGAGAGACGCCCACAUCAUGGUGGCCGGGAAGCAGGGAGAGAAGGGAGGAGCCGGGGACCAGAACACAGCUUAAAGAGGGAGCUCAGUGUGGCUCAGGGGUGCAGAGGGUGCAGUCCAUGGCCGGCUGAUCCAAGGCGGGAGCAUCAUGGUGGACGGUGUGGGGAGGAGAGACGCUCCCGUCGUGGUGGCCGGGAAGCAGGGAGAGAAGGGAGGAGCCGGGGACCAGAGCACAGCUUAAAGAGGGAGCUCAGUGAGGCUCAGGGGUGCAGAGGGUGCAGUCCAUGGCCGGCUGCUCCAGGGCGGGAGCAUCAUGGUGGACGGUGUGGGGAGGAGAGACGCUCCCAUCAUGGUGGCCGGGAAGCAGGGAGAGAAGGGAGGAGCCGGGGACCAGAGCACAGCCUCCAGGUCCCACCCCGGUGCCCACGUCCUGCAGCACGGUCAGCUGCACCUCACCCAUGGAGGGGGGUCCACUGAGGAGCCCAGCACCCUGUGACCCAUCACCUCCUGGAGACCACCGAGGUCCACCCUUGCAACCUGCAUUUUC